AUUUAUUUUCUUUUUUGCGUUGCAGGGACGGUUUUAUAGGAGUUAUAGUUGCUUGAAAUGACAUCAGAAUCGGCCAAAACCUUCUCGUCUCCCAUCAAGAAGCAUGAUGACAAGCCAUCAUUUGCAUCACCUUUGUCCAAUUUACGACUCCUCACGGAUGUAGCCUGUGCCGAAUUCUGCGAAACUGAAAUCCUCUCGCAAAACUCCAUUGCCAGUGACGUUUCAAGUAUAGCUGGAGAUUCUCCGAGACCAGGCGGUGACGACGCCAACGUACACGAUGAUUUGGACUCCAAACUCGAACAGAACGGAAACUCAAAUCCGAAACGGGGGGAAAAGUUAUCCGACAUUUGCUCACGAUUCCUGGACAUGCUUCCGCUGGAAGACAUCCCGAAAGAGAAACGCCCAUUACUAGAUAUGGGUAAAGUAGAGACGUACCUGGGCGUUGAACGUCGUCGGCUGUACGAUAUUCUCAACAUCAUUGAAUCCCUCUCAAUCGUCGAAAAAUAUCAGAAGAAUUUCAUGCGGUGGAAUGGGACUUCAAAGCUGGCUCAUACAUUGCAUCGAUUGAAGUCCCUCGCUCAGAUUCAGUUCACGCUUGACGAACUGAGUUAUAUCCUUGACGACCUGGUGUAUCGCAAGGUAUACGCCGGGGUUGAUAACAAACCCGACUGUGGACUGCACGAGCUCUAUUGCGCAUGCAUGAAGAAAGGCGGCUGCGAGGACCCCACUUGCAAAAACUACGACGAACUGAAACUCAAGCACGAUAUUCAAGAGCAGAUAGAGCGAAUUGUUGACAACGGGUACGGGAAAUUGAAAGCUGCGAAUUCGGUUCCCUUGGCUAGUGAUUCGUUGAAAGCUGAUCGUCCACUUGGCAUCAUUUGCCAACGCUUCCUCAUUCUUAUGUUGCUGCAAAAACCACCGCGAGCGCUUAGUAUGCAAAGUGCGUUGAAACUGAUGAAACUAGAUUGUAUGCAGCAACUCGAAGCUGCUGGCAAGUUCACUCCGUCUGACCAAAGCCUGGACAUCGCAUCCAAGAUUGCGGAGAUGGAGUCGAAGAAACUAGGCCUGUUGCGCACGCGUUCUCGCAGAUUGUACGAUGUGUGCAACGUACUUGGAUCACUUGGAAUCAUCAAGCGUGCGCGUUUGAUCCGGUUCGAAAUGGAUUGUGUCGCGGGCUUUGUUUACUGUGGUCCGGAUCCUGAAUCUGCUGUCAACAUCACGCCGAGCCCUUUGGUAGGCACGAGACAAUCUCUUCUCGCUGACCAGCCGUCUUUGCAGGAACAUGCGAAACUCAAACGGAAAGAAAAUUCCGACGGUGCAGCUAGGGAGCGUAAACGAGGCAAGUUCGUACGCCAUUUAUCAUUGGGCGACAUGCCCAAGCAGCCGAUCUCAAUUGCCGUGGACGGUACUUCGUCGCCAAAGCCAAGAGCCAAGUCAAUCCUCAAAGACCUGCUGAACUGUUCUCCUUCUCAUCCGCCGGCAACCGUUCGCAUUGGAUCAGCCAUCGAGUCCAUGACAACGGCCGCAGUUUCAGCUGCCAACGGGUUCACGUUACGCAGGCACAAAUCAGAAAGCGUCGUCGCGUUGCCGCAAAGGUUCAAAGUUGUUUAUGUGAGCAAGGGUAUCCAAGUGAUGACUGCUGCGCAGUUGCAAGAGGUGCUGUGCAAGAAAAAUGGGUUAUAGAAAGGCUGUCUUUCAAGUUUUUUUUUUACGUUUUUCCGUGGGAGCCACCCCAUUUUGAAUAGGUGUUACUUCCCUGACAAGCUGAGACUCAAGUUCAUCUCGCGUGAAAGUUUUUGAUGCAGCUCUUCAGGGUUGCCACCAAUUUAUAGCCAAGUUUAUCACUGUUGUAUAUUAUUGAUACAAAAUUGAUCCAUUGAUUGAUCUCUCAGCUUGGGCACAAGCUGGUUCUAGAAAACAAUUGUUUUUCUAUGUUUUUUUGAACGCUUUCUUUGUUUCCCGCUAGUCAGUUGAGGGGCCUUGAUCGAAUCCAUGGCUGGGUUACGUAUUUUUUAUCGGUCAAAUUGUAUUGCUGAUAUCAAGUUAGGGCUUUUUUCAAUUAUUGGUGAGCUAUACGCGUGGCAAUUGUUUUGCUUUCAGCAAAUUGAUUCAUUUUCACGCAAAAAGAGGUGGUGGGUGUGGAGUUGCAGUGCUUCCAACCUGCCCAAUGUAUUUUUUAUCUCUAUUUUGCCGAUUAUAAGGGCUUCGCGAGUGCUGUCCUGUAUGCAACUCGGUUUUUGUAUUCUACGACGUUCGAACAGC
This is a messenger RNA of Notodromas monacha, 2262 nucleotides long. Lineage: Eukaryota; Metazoa; Arthropoda; Ostracoda; Podocopida; Cyprididae. The record is from the annotation of a GenBank genome assembly.